UAUAGUACUACUAACCACUCAUUUUGCAUCUUUUUUCUAUCAUUUCAUAUAUUCUCUCUACAAUGGACGACCAACAAUCCCCUCAUCCAUGGAAAACCAACAAUCCCUCCUUCAACAAACAACCAUUAUGUUCAUCAUGCAUCACACAAUUCUGGUACUAUCAACAUCCUCGUUCGUUUCCUCUCAGUCUUCUUCAUCGGACUUCUCGCAUUAUAUAUAUAUGCCAACCGCGAAGCAUCCAAAGGCUUCGACAUAACCAUCAUAAACGACAUCAAAGACUCUGUUGCCGGCCGCCGCUUCCACCUCUUCUACGUCUCCAACGACAAAGCCACCCGCAUUAUCCUCGACACCAGUAAUUUCGUCGAACACCUUCUUUACCCUGAAGCACAUGCACAACCCAAGAAGCGCAUAAACCAUGUCGUUUUGAGGCUUUCCAGCCUGAACUCAACUUCCGACAACAUAGGGGUUGUCGUUCACCACUCACCCAACAAUGAAAAUGACCAUUUUGUCCUUGACAAAAUCCCUUCAAUCAUGGAUGACCAGCCCAAUGCCCACGGUGCAUUGGUCACUGCCAUCCUACGUGGCAUGCCACAUGUAUGGCUCUGGGACGGUGGGGCCCUGGAGCUUAUAGAUGGCAUGGUGGAGUACACAAGAAUGGUGGCUGAGCAAGGCUUAUUUGGUGAGACGAAAAGCCACGGCAUGAGCACCAAAUUGCCGGGGUGUGACAAUUUUUGGUGGAAGGACAAGGACCCUCGAGUGGUGGCACAAAUGUUGAACUAUUAUGAGGGGCAUAGCAAGGGGUUCAUCCAACGGCUGACUGGAGCCAUGAGAGAGAAGUGGCAUGAUCGGAUGGGGGAUGAUGAUGCAUUGGGCAUGCCAUAGCAAAAAUUUGUGUGGAACCUA
Molecule: messenger RNA, 903 nt
Organism: Prunus avium (sweet cherry)
Lineage: Eukaryota; Viridiplantae; Streptophyta; Magnoliopsida; Rosales; Rosaceae
Product: Plant basic secretory protein (BSP) family protein
Source: RefSeq, a predicted model, not a curated record